AAAACAAACGUGCAAGAAGUCACAGAUAUGUGAUCCUUCAGCAUUUUCAUGCAUAAUUUCAAAGUAUAGUUGAUAUUUGUCGCUUUUUCGUUUGCAAACGCUUGAAAAGACCAAUGUGUUCUUCAAACAACCUGGAAUGAAUUUACAAUUACACUUCUGCUUGUGUUCCCUGCGACAGAUUAAAAAUGCUGGACCAAAAUACUGUGCAGCAAGAAUGCAAUUUCUUUCACGUGUGGACAAAUGUACGAAAAUUUCAGCAGUCGCAUUAUCACAAACUUCUUCAAAGAAGCCAUGCUAUGAUGAUACUGAUAAGGUAGAUCGAGUUGAGGUCUUGAUGAUAAAAAAUCUACUUGGUAAAUCUGUCGGAAGCAUUACCUCAGUGGGUGAAGGACCCUGCACUUCAAAAUAUGGAGAAUUCAAUCAUAGGAAUCAGUUGAUUUUGCAAAAUAUAUUAUUGGGACCAAAAUAUUCUAGGAAAACGCAAGAGCAACUUAUCAAAGAAAAUUUAGUUGGAGUUAAUGAUGAGAUGUGGUAUUUAGCGAAGAUUGAUGGUGAAUGUCCAAAAAAAGAUCUUAGAGACAAUGUCGUUCAGCUCAGAAAUUCGAUCGUGCAGAACAAGGCACAGUGCAGUAAAGAUGAUUCCGUUAUUAAAAGAAGAACAAGCAGUGGUCCUUCAUCAGAGCAACUAGCACUUGUACAUCUGAAGUUACGUGAGGAGCUUCCAAGUUUUUUUUAUGGUCAUCAUCAAUAUUCUAUCUAUAGUAAGAAUAUUCUAUUUGAUAACAAAUUAACGAGAACUAGGACAAGGACUCUGAAAUCUUACAAGUACAUAAUGAACCUAAUGGCGUAUGCAGGUAGAUUUUUCUGGACAGGAGCAACACUCGAUAUAAUUCGUAUUACGAAACAUUCCGAAGAUAACACAAUCAGAGUUCGCUGGACAGCCAAAGGAAUCCCUUGGUACAGACUGCCUUUCUUUUCACUUUCUGGCAAACCACAGUCGCUGUUUUAUCGAUAUGUCGAUGGUUUCUCAAUAUUUGAAGUGGGACGUGAUGGACUUGUUCAUUGCCAUCGCUUAGAUAAGGUUAUACCUGCCUCUACUCCAGAGCGCCAAACAUGGAGGGAUCAUCAGAAUGCAGGUUUUAUCUUUGUUGAGCCUGGGAGAGAUCAGGCAAGAACCGUGUCCUUAUGAAGCAUUUCAAGUCAAAACUGA
Dendronephthya gigantea is the source of this 1210-nucleotide messenger RNA. RefSeq lists its product as uncharacterized. The record is from RefSeq and is a predicted model, not a curated record. Lineage: Eukaryota; Metazoa; Cnidaria; Anthozoa; Malacalcyonacea; Nephtheidae. The coding region runs from base 137 to 1189 and encodes 350 amino acids. The transcript has 6 exons.